Coffea arabica (coffee) is the source of this 1233-nucleotide messenger RNA. The record is from RefSeq and is a predicted model, not a curated record. Lineage: Eukaryota; Viridiplantae; Streptophyta; Magnoliopsida; Gentianales; Rubiaceae.
AUGAAUCAUGUGCUGCGUCCAUUCUUGGGAAAAUUUGUGGUAGUUCACUUUGAUGAUAUCUUAAUAUAUAGCAAGUCUUACGAUGAACACCUUGAGCAUAUUAGGGCGGUUAUGGAUGUACUUCGACGAGAGAAACUUUAUACGAAUCUCAAGAAGUACAAUUUCUGCACUAAUGAGCUUGUGUUUCUAGGGUUUGUUAUAAGUGCACAGGGAAUGAAGGUGGAUGAUCAAAAAGUGAAAGCUAUUCAAGAGUGGCCAACACCAAGGUCUGUGGGUGAUGUUCGAAAUUUCCAUAGACUUGCGGGUAUUGGAGUUGGAGCUGUGUUGAACCAAGGUGGACAACCUAUUGCCUACUUUAGUGAGAAACUCAAUGGGGCUGCACUGAAUUACUCAACUUAUGAUAAAGAGUUGUAUGCCCUCAUUCGAGCACUACAAGUGUGGCAGCAUUACUUAAGGCCUAAGGAAUUCGUGAUACACACUGAUCAUGAGUCCCUUAAGUACCUUAAGGCCCAACACAACUUGAGCAAGAAGCAUGCAAGGUGGAUUGCAUUCGUGGAGUCCUUUCUGUACGUUAUUAAAUAUAAGGCUGGCAAGGAACAUUUCUACUGGCCGCACAUGAGGAGAGAUGUUGCACAGGUGGUGGAGCGCUGCUUAGCGUAUUUUGUUAAGCAACUUCAUGAGAAAGUCAAGGCCAACAUUGAGAGGAGAACUGCUCAAUAUGUCAAGCAAGGUAACAAAGGUCGCCAAAAGCUGACUUUCGAACCUGGCGAUUGGGUGUGGUUGAACAUGCGCAAGGAACGUUUUCCUGUGCAAAGGCGAAAUAAACUACAACCAUGGGGUGAUGGACCUUUUCAAGUGUUGGAGCACAUCAAUGACAACGCUUACAAACUUGAUCUUCCGGGUGAGUAUGGCGUUAGUGCUACAUUUAAUGUCUCUGACCUGGCCCCUUUUGAUGCAGAUGAAGCUUUUGAUUUGAGGGCAAAUCCUUCUCAAGAGGAGGGGAAUGAUAGCAUCAUAGUACGUGGGCACGCCAACAAUGACUCGAGUGAUCGAGGGGCCGAGGACCGCGUGCAAGCUCCAAACAGGCCCAUCACUAGGGCUCGUGCAAAGAGACUUCAUGAGCAAUUCAAUGUACUUGUACAGGCCAUACACAAGUCCUUUGAGGGAUUCAUAUACCCCAGUGAAGGUGAUCGAGAUCUGGUAUUGAGCAUUGAAGCUAUACCAGAGGUUUAG